Molecule: messenger RNA, 2159 nt
Organism: Rubroshorea leprosula
Lineage: Eukaryota; Viridiplantae; Streptophyta; Magnoliopsida; Malvales; Dipterocarpaceae
Source: the annotation of a GenBank genome assembly
UAAUCCUCCCAGGACUAGGUUUUCAAAAGUCGCAAAUGAAUUCUGUAUAAGUAACCCCAAGAAACUCCUUCUUCUUUCCUAGAACGAUUAGCUCUAGCCGCCACCCACCCCCCUCACCGCCUUACCGUGGGAAGAAAGUCGGCUCCGAACAAAGUCUUACCGACCCUCUUCUCCAAGUAACGUGCAAUUCUAGAUCUUGUAUACAGAGUCAAACCUUCCUUAGCGGUCCAAUACCGAAAGCUAUAAAUAUUUUUCCAUCUUCUCCAAUUCUGCUCUAUUCCGGGAUCUCCGCCUUCCUUCUUGCUUUUCUGACUCCAGUGCAACCGGGAUUUCGGUUCUUGCUUUUCAACUUGGUUUUAGAAUUCAUGUUGGGAUUUGUUCUUCUUUUCUUUUGUUAAUUCGUAGGCUAAUUCUUGGUUCUUUGUUACGGAAACCGAAUUUCUGGGACGAAUUCUGAUCUGGGUUUUCUCGGUUUUCAUCUUUUGUAUAAUUUCUGUACCUGAUUUGAUAUAGGAUUGGUAGUUUUUUAGGGUUUAGGUAGUUCAUUUCUAUUUCUCAUUGUAAAGAAAGACACUUCUUUUUUUCGGUUGAUUUUGGGAUAUGAAGAAUACCCACAAUCAUGCUGAUUUCACUUUAAUUAGACGUAGAAGCAAACGGGGUUUGUUGGCUUUAGCGCCGAAGAUGAACAAUUACAGAGCAGAGAAUCCGAGCAACAACUGGGUUCUUAAUCCAACCCCCAACAGAUUAGAGAAUGCAGAUAAUAAUGCUGCUUUAUCUUCUUCCACCUCUGUGGGUAGUAGCCAAGAUCUAGAAUCGGAUCUCUCUGAUUGUGAGAGCAGUGUUUCUGGUCCCAUUCUUGACCAGUCCUCUGUGUCCAGGGAAGGAUCCUUCAUGCAGGUGUCCCAAGGCCAGAGGUCCUAUGAUCUCCUUACAGGGAAGUUUCUUGCCGGUUUGGGUCCUCUCCGCACGUUUGUUGAGGUAUCGACAGUAUACAGGAAUGUAUACUCCGAUGUUGUGGCGCAAGGAAUGGUAGAAAACUUUAAGAUUUCCAGGAAAACAAUGGAGAAGAUGCGUGGGGGCAAUGCCAAUGUCACAAUUGCUUGGUGCGCUGUUAGAAAAGAUGAGAUAUCCAAGAUUAUUCAGUAUGGAUUCAGUUGCAAUAUGCCCAAGAACGAUGGGUCGUACGGCCAGGGCGUCUAUCUUGCCCCGGGUGAUUCUCCUCUGGAAUGUGUGAGAAACGCGGUUGUUGAUGAAGAUGGGCUGCGGCAUGUGUUUCUAUGCCGUGUUAUAUUGGGGAAGACAGAGAUUGUCCAGCCUGGUUCUCAGCAGUGUUGCCCCAGUUCCAACGAGUUUGAUUCUGGGGUGGACAACUUAUUGUCCCCGAAGAAGUAUAUAGUGUGGAGCACCCAUAUGAAUACCCAUAUCUUGCCCGAGUUCAUCUUGAGUUUCAGAGCUCCUUCUUGCUUAGAAGCGGUUAGUAGACCUCAAGUUAACCGGAAGAUGCCUACUUCACCCUGGCUGCCAUUUCCAGCUCUAAUUGCCUCACUUUCAAAGUUCUUACCACCAUCUGACAUUAAUUCAUUGACCAAGUGUCAUAGAGAUCACAAGGAGAACAAAAUAACCCGGCGUGAAAUGAUACAGCGUGUGAGACAAAUAGCAGGAGACAAAUUGUUGGUUUCAGUCAUCAAAUCUUUGGGGUCUAAGGUUAAUUCAUCAAGCAGCACUCAGCAGACGUCAAAUACAUUACCACCCAGUAUUGUUGUUGAAGUACCGGGGAACGGUAUGCAACCGAAACCCGGCAGUGUUGAUGAAUCAAAUACAGGGGAUGACUUGGCCCGUAGAGGCUAGUUAAGGUGGAUGGUGUCGAAAUUUAGCAGUCUAAUUCAAGUGGACAAAGAUGUGGGGCUUUGGGAGGAUUAGGUCUCUUCCUUUUUACAGUCAAAUUUUCUUACUGUUGCUACUGUGGGAAGGUUUUGCUAUAUGGUUAGAGGCUUUGGUGGGAUUAUAGGCAGUGUUUUGGUUGUUAUAUAGCCUUAAUUUUGGCUUGAUGACAGUUCUGCCCUCUGAAAUCGCAUAAAAGCAAGAAAUGAAAUUUGUUAAAGUGUUCUUGGUUUUCUUCAUAUCCUUCUCUGCUUUUGUGGCCCAUACUGGUUAUUUUG